AGCUGAGCUGCCCCUGUGUUCGGGGCAGAUCGCUCAGCCACUGCUCUCCCUCGUGCGAAACAACAGGGGCGUCUUGCUCUUGCCUGCCACCUCCUGACGCAAGGCUACUUGCUCUUGUUUGAUCUUUGGCACAAUCAUGAGUCAUCUAGACAAUGCCGCGUCUCGCGGCGAGUCUCCUGAACUCAGGUUGGCGACGGGCACGGCUCCUCACACCCGACCAGCUUCCAGCAACCAGUCCCCUUCCACCGAGCACCCGCCCAUCUCCGCUACUUCGGCGAGGCGAGGCCGCGUGCAUUGGGAUGGCAACACCGCCUCCAUCGCAAGGGGCGGCAUUCUCCACACUUCGGCCCCUAGCUCUGGUAUCGAAGCCACCUCUGCACCAGCUCAACAAACAGCCUCUGCUUUUGCUGCUGCUCAAGCCGCCUCAAGAUCUGCUCAGAGGCGCGUACAUGCAGGUCAAGGUGGUGCCACUGUGACUCUGAGAGCACGCAAUCAACCUCCCACGCCUGGAAGCGUCAAUCGUGCUUUUCAUCCCGGUCCUUUACAGUUGUCCUCUCGCCUUGCAGAAAUGAGUGCGGAUGCCGCUGCUGCUCCGAAUGCGCCCGGCUCAGCUCCACCAGUCGCUGAGAGCGCAGGCGAAGAUCCGAUGCAGCCUAACAAUGUCGCCGCAGCCCAAUACUUCAACGCGCAACCCGAGAUAAGCGCUCCCAGCAAUCACCUCGGCGCGCCUGCUAGUGCUAACGUGCCCGCUCUGUCGCUCACUGGUGCCAAGGGCCUCGAUGAGCGGGGCUUGGAUUCCAGAGCUUUCUUGGAGCUGCAGCGAGAGUUGCAACGGCACGAGUCCAACGUCCCAGAAGUGGUGGAGCCAAGCAGCGCUCGUCUGGCCCCCGUCUCGGAGGAUGGUGGCCGCGCUGCCUUCUCACGGAGGCACGCGGCACGUCGAGCAGACACUCCCGACUACGAUAUUAGCGCCAGCAUGAGCGGGGCUUCCACUCCUGGCGUCGAAUGGGCCAGCGGCACUAGCGACACCGGUAGCUACGAUCCGGCCGCCGAUAGCGAUCUGGACCAUAUCGAUGUGAUUCCAGGAGAGACGGACGGCAUGCCGUCCCGGCCACGUCGCCGCAAGACGCAGCAGCAGAAGCGCGAGGACGAGCAGGAAGAGCAGCCAAAAGGAUGGGCUCGACUCCGAGCUAUCCUGCGCAAGCCUGCCGAGGACGAAGAGGGUGAUGAGAAGGGCUUGCCCACUACCAGGGCGGACGUUGGGAACGACGAGGCUGGCGGCCCCACGAAUAGAAAAAGUGUUCCCGUCACUACCUCUACCGGCACGCAUUCAGGCCCCCGCCACAGGCCCACACGCUUUGAACGUGAAGCAGCCCGUCUGGUCAAGGCUCACCGCUUGAUGACUGGUCAGAGCGUAGAAAGCGACGGUAUGCCAGGAGGAGCGGCCGCGGCAGGUCUUGGCCGUAUGCCCACCAUGAGUCGCAAACACCUUGACUCCGAGGCGAGCACACCGGAUGCGCUUGACACGGCCGCGAAUCUGGACGCGAGACCAGUCGCUGCAGGAGGUGUCCUCGGCAAUUUGCUGCGGCUCUACGAGCAGCAACAACGCGAAGCCGCACGGAAACAAAAGGAGCUGGCGGAAUCUCGGGCAACUUCGCCUCUGUCUACCCCUCCCGUCAGCGGGGUCCGGGGUGGCGCAGGCGCUCCUGCGAACCUGUCUGACCUGGUCGCUGCCGAGCUAGCUCGCGAGACUGCCGCUACCGCGUCUAGCAUCGGGCCGGUGCCCGCGGAUGCUAGAUCCAAAGCGCGACGUCGAAGCUAUUGGUCUGCGGAAAACACUGGCGGUGCCAAUAGUCCGGGCCCUGCUGCCUUGGCCGGCGCAUUCGUUGCAGAAGGUACCGCCAAGAUUGCUGGCGCGACAAAGAAGGUAGCUCAGGUCGCAGCGCGAGAAUCGGGAAUCGAUGAUGCUGUCGACGACAGGCCGAAGGCUGCGAGAUCCAACGCCGGCACGAUUGGAGGCCUGGUUGCUGUCACCGGUAACCUGAUCGGUGCAGUCAGUCCUUGGCACGCGCAACUCGGUCCCAAUCCCAAGCGUCCCGGCUAUACUUUGGAUAGAUACCUACUUCCAGAGAUGAAUGAAAAGACGCUGCGCAAGACUGCAGAGAUCGUAGCUGAUGCUGCGCCUCGUCCUCGACGAUCCGCACCGGGCACACCUCAUCUACCCGGCAUAGGCACCAGCGUCAGCUCUUCGCCUCAUCCCAAUGAUAGCAGCGAAACGGCUGCUGCGUCGCCGCAGGAUGGCGCAGCUAGCCCUCACAAGACUACCAGCAGACCUGCAAGUGUUCUCCUUGGUCCUGCGCGGAGAAACACGGACGCUACGGUCGGUGGCAACGCUCAUCGCAAAGGCAGCUCUCUGAGUCAAUUCAGCUCGCACCUCUACGGGAAGCAUGGCUGGCGAAGCAACGUCAACACUCCAGAUGUGUACACGGCAGACUCCGGAGGAGAUUACUUUGGCCACGCUGAUCCAGAGAUGGAUGACAAAUUGCAGAAACUGGAAUGGCAGCGCAAGUUAAAAAAGAGGGCCAAAGAUAAGCGCAAGAAGGAAGAGAUCUUCAUCACGAUGCACGUUGCUGCGAUCCUGCAACGGCAAGAGUUCCUCUUGAAGCUCGCCCGAGCCUUGAUGAUGUUCGGAGCACCUACACAUCGCAUCGAGACGCAAAUUCAGCAGACAGCGCGUGUGCUCGAGAUCAACGCCCGCUGCAUCUACCUGCCCAAUCUGAUGCUGCUCGCCUUUGGCGAUGAUGCUACGCACACCUCCGAAACCAAGUUCAUCAAGCAGGCGGGUGGUCUGGACUUGACCAAGCUGACCGACAUGCACUCGAUCUACUGGAACGUGAUUCACGACAAGAUUGGCGUCGAGGAAGCGAGUUCGCAGUUAGACGAAUUGAUGAGACGGAAACCCGUCAUUGGCAUGUGGCCCAUGGUUUUCAUUGGCGGCUUUUGCUCAUCUUUCAUCUGCGUUGGAAGCAUGGGGUUCAACGGAAGCUUUAUCGAUGCUUUGGUCGCCUUUCCGCUCGGCAUGUUCCUCGUCUACUGCCAGAGCGUCAUCACCACAGAACUCUUUAGCAACGUAUUCGAAAUCGUCUUUGCUGCCAUCAACUCCUUCGUCGCUUCUGCCCUCGCAUCGACACAGUACUUUUGCUACGCGGCGGUGGUCUCGGGAUCCAUCGUGCUCAUCUUGCCUGGUUUCAUCGUCCUCAGUGGAUCACUCGAGCUGCAGAGCAAGAACUUGAUCGCUGGGUCAGUCCGCCUCGUCUACGCCAUCAUCUACAGUCUCUUCCUCGGAUUUGGAAUCAGCAUCGGAUCCUCUUUCUGGCUUCUCUUCAGCGGGUCAGGCGACAGUACGAUCCAGUACCUCAAUUGCACAGAUCCGGCCGUCCAUCCCCCCAACGUUUGGUGGAGAGAAACGGUGCCCUUGGCAUGGGGCUUCCUCACAGUGCCCGGUUAUGCCACCGCGUUGUCGAUGCGUAAUCAGGUCAAGGUGAAUCGAAAAGAAUUUCCAGUGAUGGUGUUGAUUGCUUGCGCAGGAUGGGCAGUCAACCACUUCUCGAGCACAGCUGGAGCCUUGACUGGUCGACAGGACAUCACUUCCGCACUGGGAAGCCUAUGCGUCGGAGUGCUAGCGAAUAUUUACGGAAGAAUCUUUGACGGCAGAGCUUUCGUCGUCAGUGUCCCCGGUAUCCUCUACCAGCUUCCUUCUGGUCUCUCCAACGGUGGUCUGCUCAACUUUGCCAGAUCUGGCACGGGAAGCAGCGCCACGAGCAACUUCAACUCGGGCUUCGACGUUGCGCAGAGCCUCGUAGAGGUGGCCAUCGGUCUUACGGUUGGCCUAUUCGCUGCUACCAUGCUGGCGUACGUCUUUGGUGGCCGCAAGAUCCGAGGAGGCGGACUGUUCUCCUUCUGAUCUCGUUGCGCAUCGUUUCCAACGCUGCACUUCGUCCUCAAUCUCAGCACAAACUCGCUGCCAUCUUCCUCUGCAUCUUUU
Molecule: messenger RNA, 4045 nt
Organism: Ceraceosorus guamensis
Lineage: Eukaryota; Fungi; Basidiomycota; Exobasidiomycetes; Ceraceosorales; Ceraceosoraceae
Product: DUF1212-domain-containing protein
Exons: 2
Coding region: 137-3964 (1275 amino acids)
Biological process (GO): transmembrane transport
Molecular function (GO): transmembrane transporter activity
Source: RefSeq, a predicted model, not a curated record